Molecule: messenger RNA, 1170 nt
Organism: Physella acuta
Lineage: Eukaryota; Metazoa; Mollusca; Gastropoda; Physidae
Molecular function (GO): protein binding
Source: RefSeq, a predicted model, not a curated record
UAAAACAUCAUGUAUUACAUUUUAGUAUGGCGUUGCGUGUCAACUUUUUCAACGAAGGUUGUAUCACAUCGACAAAUUGACUCAAAUGUUCAAUCAGAACAUGGCAAGAAGUAAAAAAACGGAUGCAGCUAGACCUGUAAUGACUCCGGGCACUCGUAAAAGUGCAAUGCCGCAAACCCAGAAUACUCUUUUGGGUUGUAUUGCUUCACUUGGAUACAGAACGAAAUACAGCAACAUCAUAUCUUUCACACAAGUAGAAUGUAACGUAGGAAACCACUUCAACCCCAGCAGUGGGGUUUUUAAGGUCCCUUCUGAUGGCACCUAUACGGUGGUUAUAGCAAUCAGACAAAAUAUGAAUUCGAUUGUGAAGGUUGAAGUGAAACGAACACUUGCGACUAUUAUGCAGCAGGAAGUCGGGCAAGUUUAUACAACUCAUAAAGGUGCGGAAGCUUCUAACACGUUUGUAGUUUGCAUGUAUAAAGGAGAUACUUUGUGGGCGGUGACCGACUCUUUUGAAUGUGAAUGUACAUAUUUUUCUUGUUUACGUCAAUAAAACAAAUAUGCUAAUUCCUUUCAUUGCUCUGGGGUACAUAAGCCGCUUUUUGUCUUGAUGAGCUUGGAGACGCGCAGCAUUGGAUCACUUGAUUUUAACUUCCUUUCAUCAAUUUGUCGUUUGUUGAAGUAAUGUUUUGAAUAUCCCCCGUGAAAUUAGCCCGUUAAUUUCACGCAUGGGUUUUAAUUCUGAAGCUUGCUUAGCUCAAUUGUGAGAGAACUCUAAGCACACCAUUUCGCUUUGUGUAUUGAGUGGUGUCUACUUGCACGCAUAUGUAUGGUGUCAACAAUUCAAACUUUCGGUUAAGACAGAGCUAAUGAGCCUAAUGCUGGAGUGCUGUAUGAAUGACGAUGUUACUUUUCAACGCAAUGGUAACUGCUGCACUCCGUUAUAAACUGUGUCACUUCUUUUGGUUUCAAAUAUUUUUGUUAAUGUCCUCCUCAAGCAAUGUGAGUUUGCUUGAGUUUCACGAAAUUAGCAUACAAUGUAUAACGUUUAUUAAAAGCGUGUACCUAUAACACUGUUUUAUCAUAACAUUUCCUAAAUGUAUUAUAUUUCGAAGAAUUCAUUUAUUGUCAUGUAAAUUCAUUUACUUGUAGUUCCAACUGUGUCGCCUU